Molecule: messenger RNA, 924 nt
Organism: Lymnaea stagnalis (great pond snail)
Lineage: Eukaryota; Metazoa; Mollusca; Gastropoda; Lymnaeidae
Source: the annotation of a GenBank genome assembly
UUGAUUUUUUUAUUUUUUCUAAUUUUAGGUCCUGUUAUAUCAAUUAGUUGUAGUAGUUGAAUUUUAUGUUGAGCUGGAUUAGAAUUAGGUUUUUUUGCUCUUAUGCCAUUACUUCUUAGGGGUAAUUACUCCCUUUCAAAAGAAGUUGUAUUGAAGUACUUUUCAGUUCAGGCUUUAUCUAGGGUCUUAUUAUUUUUUAGUGGAAGAUUUCUUUUUGGUAUUAGAAGUUUUAGAGCAUUUAUUUAUUUGAUUUUUUUAUUUAGCUUAAGCUUAAAAUUGGGGUUUUUUCCAGGUCAUUUUUGGGUCCCUAGAGUUAUUUGUGGAUUAGACUGAAUUUCUUGUUGUCUUAUUUUAGGUCCAUUAAAGAUUGCUCCUCUUGCAUUUCUAGUAAAUUUUUUAGGAAUUUUUUCAACUUAUGAAAUGAGUGUUUUACUUCUCGGGGUUAUUAGUGCUAUUUUAGGGAGAUUAUUAGGUAACAACCAAACAAAUAUUCGAGCAAUAAUUGGAUCCUCAUCAAUUUCGCAUACGGGUUGGAUAUUAGUAGCCAGUGUCCUAAGACAAUUAUGAAGCUAUUUUCUUAUUUAUUUAUUAGUCUUAUAUGGGUUUUUUUUUAUAAUAAUAAAAAUAGAUAUGAUAAGAUCAGGCUUUAUACUACUAUCUUUUAGGGGGCUACCCCCAUUUAUCAUAUUUACUGUUAAGAUAAACAUUAUUUUUGAGCUAGCUGUAAAAUCCUUUAGUGCCGUGUUUAUUAUACUAAUUCUUAGGUCUUUGUUUAGUUUAUAUUUCUAUUUAAAGUUUUCAUAUUCUUUGAUAUUAAAUUCAAAAAAUAGUCCUAGAUUUUUAUACUAUAGUAUUUUCUUAUUUAUAAAUAUAUUUGGAUGUUUAUUUAUUUAUUUAUUUUUUGAUAGCUAUUUUAAGCAAUAA